AUGAAGAUACUUAUAGAAGAGUCUACUGAUAACAUAAUAAAAUUCACCUUACGUGAUACAUAUGUAUCUUAUGCCAACGCUUUGCGUAGGAUUCUUAUUUCAGAAGUUCCUACUGUUACUAUUGAUCUUGUAGAAAUAGAAAUAAAUAACACUUCAUUACCCGAUGAAAUGAUAAGCCAUAGACUAGGAUUAGUACCAUUGUACACUAAAAAGGAUCUUGUUUUUAGAGAUGACUGUGCUUGUGAUGAUAUAUGUGAUAAGUGUAGUGUCUCUUUGACACUUAAUGUUUCUAAUAAUACUGAUAUGCCUAUGGUUGUAACAUGUAAAGAUCUUAAAAGUCAGGAUGAUGUGGUAAUUAGAAGUUCGCCAGUUAUCUGUAAAUUGGGUACACGGCAAAAUCUAAAAGUAAUUUGUAAAGCGUUUAAGGGUGUAGGAAAGAUUCACAGUAAGUGGAGUCCAGUAUCAGUAGUCGGCUUUGAAUAUGAUAGUGGUAAUAGAAGUAGGAGUACUACAUACUGGAGAGAAACAGAUGUAGAUAAUGAGUGUAAAGAAGAAGAGGCGAAUCUUAUAGAUGAAAUUACCGAAGUUAAAAUGUGCGUAGAAGUUGUCGAAGGAUUUGGUAGACCAGUAGAUAUUUUAAGAAAAGGAUUAGAGAUUUUGAAGGGUAAGUAUGAGACAUUAAGAAAUGAAUUGAUAAAUUAA
Molecule: messenger RNA, 702 nt
Organism: Vairimorpha ceranae
Lineage: Eukaryota; Fungi; Microsporidia; Nosematidae
Product: dna-directed rna polymerase ii subunit rpb3
Exons: 1
Coding region: 1-702 (233 amino acids)
Biological process (GO): DNA-templated transcription
Cellular component (GO): RNA polymerase II, core complex
Molecular function (GO): protein dimerization activity; DNA-directed RNA polymerase activity
Source: RefSeq, a predicted model, not a curated record